This is a messenger RNA of Peronospora matthiolae, 486 nucleotides long. The record is from the annotation of a GenBank genome assembly. Lineage: Eukaryota; Oomycota; Peronosporomycetes; Peronosporales; Peronosporaceae.
AUGCGAUGCGCGAGCAAGGCCGCCGAGAGCGCGUCCGCACGUCUCUGUGCGGACGCCGAAGCAGAAACAACAGCAACUGAUGUCUCAUCGGUUGCUGAAACGACCCAGCCUGUGUCACUUGGUGACGCAGGCGCUGGUCAUGAAGACACUCGUGUCUUCACAGAGUAUGAGCUCGGUGUCUCAUACUCUCCUGAUACGGAAGACGGAUCCGUAUCGACGGCGAUCAAAACCAAGCCGCCUGCCAAGCGUGGCAUGGAUGAUGCUAUGCGUCAUAGCAUCUUUGGUUCAUCUGAUGAAUCAGAUGAACAAUCGCCGAAGCGAAGGCGCUCGAGAUCGCAAGACUCGGGCGCUAACAGUGGGUGUCGGUUCUCCUAUGGACACCACUUUGCAGCGAGGUGCCAGUACUUCUGUCGGCACGUCGCAGGAAGAGCGGGACCGCAGUGUGUUGCGUCUCGCUCCCGAGAAGAAGGCAUGGAUGCCUCCUAA